Chrysochloris asiatica (Cape golden mole) is the source of this 1542-nucleotide messenger RNA. It is a transcript of the gene WASF2, whose product is annotated as WAS protein family, member 2. Gene Ontology annotation, cellular component: lamellipodium; SCAR complex; cytoskeleton. Gene Ontology annotation, biological process: actin cytoskeleton organization; positive regulation of Arp2/3 complex-mediated actin nucleation. The transcript has 8 exons. The record is from RefSeq and is a predicted model, not a curated record. NCBI's taxonomy places the organism in Eukaryota, Metazoa, Chordata, Mammalia, Afrosoricida, Chrysochloridae. Gene Ontology annotation, molecular function: protein kinase A regulatory subunit binding; Arp2/3 complex binding; actin binding. Bases 46 to 1542 code for a protein of 498 amino acids.
AGGUUGUUUUUCAUCAUUCAGAACAUUGCCUGAAGCAGGUCCACCAUGCCGUUAAUAACGAGGAACAUCGAGCCAAGGCACCUGUGCCGUCAGACAUUGCCUAGCGUUAGAAGCGAGCUGGAAUGCAUGACCAACAUCACCCUGGCAAAUGUCAUCCGACAGCUGGCCAGCCUGAGUAAAUAUGCAGAAGACAUUUUUGGAGAGCUCUUUACUCAGGCAAACACCUUUGCCUCUCGGGUAAGCUCCCUUGCUGAGAGGAUCGACCGCCUACAAGUUAAAGUCACUCAGCUGGAUCCCAAGGAAGAAGAAGUGUCACUACAAGGAAUCAACACCCGAAAGGCCUUCAGAAGCUCUACCAUUCAAGAUCAGAAGCUUUUUGACAGAAACACUCUCCCAGUGCCUGUUUUGGAAACAUACAACACCUGUGAUACUCCUCCACCUCUCAACAAUCUUUCCCCUUACAGGGAUGAUGGGAAAGAAGCACUCAAAUUCUACACAGACCCUUCGUACUUCUUUGAUCUUUGGAAGGAGAAGAUGCUGCAGGACACCAAGGAUAUCAUGAAAGAGAAGAGAAAGCAUAGGAAAGAGAAGAAAGACAAUCCUAAUCGAGGGAAUGUGAACCCACGUAAAAUCAAGACACGUAAAGAAGAAUGGGAGAAAAUGAAGAUGGGACAAGAAUUUGUGGAGUCCAAAGAAAAGUUGGGACCUUCUGGGUAUCCACCCACCUUGGUGUACCACAAUGGCAGUAUCGGCUCAGUUGAAAAUGUGGAUGCAGGCAGCUAUCCGCCACCACCACCACAAUCAGACUCCACAUCUCCACCUUCUCCUUCAUUCUCUGAAGACAACUUGCCUCCCCCACCAGCAGAAUUCAGCUACUCAACAGACAACCAAAGAGGGUCUGGCUUGACUGGACCCAAAAGAACCAGUGUGGUCAGCCCAAGCCAUCCACCACCAGCUCCUCCUUUGGGUUCUCCACCAGGCCCCAAACCUGGGUUUGCCCCACCACCUGCCCCUCCACCUCCACCCCCAAUGAUUGGUGUCCCACCACCACCACCACCUGUAGGAUUUGGGACUCCAGGGACCCCACCACCACCUUCACCCCCAUCUUUUCCACCUCACCCUGAUUUUGCUGCGCCUCCACCUCCUCCCCCACCUCCAGCAGCUGACUACCCUACUUUACCACCUCCUCCCUUGUCCCAACCUACAGGAGGAGCACCUCCCCCUCCCCCACCUCCUCCUCCUCCAGGGCCCCCUCCUCCCCCUUUCAGUGGUGCAGAUGGCCAACCUACCAUGCCAUCACCACCUUCUGAAUUCAACAAACCCAAGUCCUCUUUGCCUCCUGUGAGCGAUGCCCGCAGCGACCUGCUUUCAGCUAUCCGUCAAGGCUUUCAGCUGCGCAGGGUUGAGGAACAGCGGGAGCAAGAGAAACGGGAUGUCGUGGGGAACGAUGUGGCCACCAUCUUGUCACGUCGCAUUGCUGUUGAGUACAGCGACUCAGAGGAUGACUCCUCUGAGUUUGAUGAGGACGACUGGUCAGAUUAA